GCGGGCCGAGGAUGCUGCGCUCGAUGCUGUUGUGGGAGGUGCGAAGAAAGGCCGCAUCACCGACUUCAUUGGCGACGAGGCGCAAUGCAACAAGGGCGAGGCGGACAACUCCGUCUGUAUGCUCUUCGUCGGCUGUCGCAUUCCCGAACACCACGCCGACAACCCGUUGUGGAGUAACAUGGUCAGGGCCAUCAACAACGCACCUCACGGUUAUGCCGCGCCGCGCCGUACCUACGUGGGAGGAGCUGGGCUGAAACAAUGCCGGCAGGGCCUCGAGAAGGGGCUUCAGCCCAUCGCCGCGAGCUGGAAGAGUGAUGUCGUCACUGUCUCCUCCGACUUGAUGACCGAUCGCCCUUUGCAUGGACGGGGGCUCUCAAACUACCGGGCUGCCUGCAAGGAGCUGAUGGCGGAUUGGCCGCACAUCGAGUACGUGCCAUGCGCUACGCACGUGCUCGACCUCCUGAUGGAGGACGUGGGCAAAAUCACGUGGUGCAAGGACAUUGUGGAUCGGUGCGGGGACAUUAUCAUCUACAUGGUGCUGAGCGAGGAGUACGCCAACUUGUCGGCGGGGGCUAGGAAGCUGACAGCGGAUACGUUCCGCGGCCACGUCAUGGACGACGCAUGGUGGAAGAACGCUACGUACCUGGUGGAGCUCUUGGCGAUUCCAAUCAAGGUGAUGCGGGCCACGGACAGCAGCGCGAAAGGCAUGAUGGGAACCAUCUACGACGUUAUGCUGCAGCUGACCGAGGACGUGAACGACAAGCUGGAAGCGGGGGAGAAGAUUCUGUCGCGGGCGGUUGCGGAUGACAUUGGGAAGACUGUUAGGCGCCGUUGGGAUGAGAGCCUUGCUUGCGCUCUUCACGUUGUGGGGCGGAUCCUGAACCCGGAAAAUCAGGAAGAGGGUACAUUCAGCAACGACGUGGAAUGUACCCGCAUCUUCAAGGCGUUCAUCGCACGUCACUACGACGGUAAGACGUUCACCAACAAGGACGGUGAGGAGAGGCGGGCCUCUCCUGUUUUGCAGGAGGGGCUCACGGCCUUCCUCACCCUUGAAGGAUCCUUCGGCCUCCCUGAGGCAAUUGCUAACAGGGAGGCCGUGAAGGCAAGCAAGCACUCGAUGGUGCAGUGGUGGGGAUGGCACGGGACUGACCACCCCCACCUGGCCAGCCUUGCAUGCCGUGCCCUGACACAGCCGGUGUCGGCCUCGCCUUGUGAGCGCGGGUGGGCAUCGUGGGAGUCGGUGCACACUGCCCGCCGCAACAAGCUAGGCUCGGAGAAGCUCCGAGACCUAGUUUAUGUGACCCACAACUGGCAUGUGGUCCACAAGUACCACAAGCCGGGUGAGUCACUGGCGGUGCUUCCGGGCAACACCCCUGAACCUGCUCUGCCGGAGGGAUACAACAAGGAGAAGGAAGGGGAGGAGGAGGAGGAGGAGGAGGAGGAGGAGGAGGAGGAGGAGGAGGAGGAGGAGGAGGAGGAGGAGGAGGAGGGGGAGGAGGAUGAUGUCGUGCUGGCCGAUGAGUACGUGGAGUAA
Closterium sp. NIES-65 is the source of this 1534-nucleotide messenger RNA. The record is from the annotation of a GenBank genome assembly. Lineage: Eukaryota; Viridiplantae; Streptophyta; Zygnematophyceae; Desmidiales; Closteriaceae.